CACAGUAGGUAAUGCUUGUGCUGCACUAACGAUCCUCUCCCUAAUGGAUGGUUAAGUGUUUCUAAUGAAGGCAAACAGCUGGAAUCACAACAGUCUUCUCUUAAUCGUAUGUUUAUUCGGUUUGGGGUUACACAUUAAUGGAAUUGGAAUAUCAAUACCUCACUCUAUUAUCAAUGCCACAGCGAAUGAGAAUGCCACUCUUUCAAUGGACUAUCAAUGCAAUGGAACACUUUCUAUCAAAUGGAAGCACCUAUCACCAUGGGGAAUGAAGGACAUCAUCGUCUGGAAACCAGGCACUUAUCAAAACAUUUCAAAGGGUUAUGAAAACCGGAUUCUGGUGUUCAGGAAUGGAUCCAUCCAGCUUUCAACUGUUCAAUUCUAUGAUGCUGGUUGUUAUGCUGUGACUGUAGCAGAUGCUGAAGGAUGCAGCAAGGAUGGUGUUAUUAUAUUGAAUAUAAAUGAACCAGUUCAUGAGGAUUUGCUUUUUGUGGCUCUCUUUGUUGCUGUACUUGUAACGUUAUCUACUGUUCUAAUGUUCUUCCUGUGGAUCUGCAAUCAAAGUGUGAAAGUCUGCAAAAUAAAGAGGAGAGCACGGAAUGCAAAUGGUUCUACAGAAAUGGAAGAAACAUCAUUAUAAAAUUAAUUCCAAUUUAUAUGUUGGAUUAAAACAGAAAUAAGUUCAAACUAAAGAAAAAUUCUCUCACUAAGAAACAUCUUAAGAUAUACAUAUUACAUAUUUACUGUGCACUUUCAUACAAAAUUGAGCUGAUCACCAUACAAUAAUAAGUUAAUAAUAAUAAUAAUAAUGUAAAUGGUUUCAGCUAUUGUGAUAUUUGUAUUAACAAUAGUUUUUAUAUAAGUGUACUGUGAAUACGGCAUUUGUUACUCACUGUUUUCAUUGUGUUCACAAGUAGAAUAUCAAACACAUGCUUUGAGCACAAAUUAAUUCAACUUCAAAUAAGUAGAUUCUAUUGAAUAUUUGUUGUCAACUGUGUAAAAGUAGAUCACAGGAUUCUUUAAAAUGCCAAUCUUUUAAUGAUUAGAUAAACAAAAUAAAUUUAAGAAAAACUACAAACUUUGCAUGCCU
Molecule: messenger RNA, 1087 nt
Organism: Amblyraja radiata (thorny skate)
Lineage: Eukaryota; Metazoa; Chordata; Chondrichthyes; Rajiformes; Rajidae
Gene: vstm5
Product: V-set and transmembrane domain containing 5
Exons: 4
Coding region: 65-637 (190 amino acids)
Source: RefSeq, a predicted model, not a curated record